UCUCUCUCUCUCUCUCCCUCUCUCUCUCACUCUUUGUAUGACCCAUCCUACUCCUUGCUGUUGACUUGCCAUGAUUAGCCUCAGGAAAAGUUGCUCAAUGUUAAUGUUUGACAAGCAGGAAGAAGGGCCUUGGCUGCCAUAUAUUUCAGACUUAGACAACAAAGCCACGCUCUUUCAGUUCUCCUUCUACUUAAAGAGUUUCUUUGCUGCUUUGUGAAGGAAUUACAUAUUGAAAUCUGAGGAAAAAAGAAACUAAAGACGGACACAAUGGAGGUGCUGGUGCUGAUCGACUUCGAGGGCACCAUGGGAGACGAGAUAACAGUGAGGAUGGGGGAUGUGGUUAAAAACGUCACCAAGGCCAGUGAGGAGGGAUGGCUGGAGGGAGAGCUGAGAGGAAAGAGAGGCAUCUUCCCUGCCAACUUUGUCAAGGAGGUACCGGUCUAUUUGAUAGGUGACAGCAAGAGGGAACCACGAAGCAUUAGAAAAACAAAGAGGAUGAAACAGCCGAGGAAAUGUGAGGUAGCAUUUGCCUAUAGCCGCAUGAAUGAAGACGAGCUGGAGCUGGUUGUUGGGGAGACUAUAGAGAUCAUCAAUGAGAUUGAAGAUGGAUGGUGGAUGGGGAUAAAAAAUGGAAAAGUGGGGGCAUUUCCAUCAAAUUUUGUCAAAGAAAUCUUUGUUUCCCCAAAAGACGGCAAAUACAAUGAGGGAAAGACAAGACCCAAACUCACAGACGCUGUGUUCAAUAAAGAAAUAUCUCAAAGAGCAAGUGUGAGGAACAAAGCAAAAAAUGUGGUGGAGUGUUGCCAAGUCAUGUUUGACUAUAAGGCCAGAGCAGAGGAUGAGUUGGACAUGAAACAAGGAGACCUUGUUGUAAUACUGAGAAAGGAAACAGAAGAUGAUGGCUGGUGGGAGGGAGAAUUGAACGGACGCUGCGGCUUCUUCCCUGAUAACUUUGUCAUGGUGAUACCACCAGUGGACAAUCUGAAAUCCUGGACCACAAGCCAACCGCCUGCACGCAACAUCAACAAGAAACUCUCAGUAAAGACAGACACCUCAGCAAUGGAAAAAGGUGGUCCAACAAAGACAAAAGAUGAUAAAACAGAGGUUAAGGACUGGAGAAGCAAUCCUCCAACCAAAGUCAAGCUGCCAUCCAUGAACAAGCCCAGCCCACCUCCAGUCAAAGACAAACCUAAUAAGGUUUUACCCAAUAGAACCAAUGGUGAUGUGGCUUCUGCACCAAAACAACCAGAGGAGAAAGAAACCGACCAGUUUGAUGGAGUGGACGUUCAGACUGAAAAGCUGAGCCAUCCCACAGCUAACAGAGCCAAACCCCCACAGAGGAGACCACCGUCAGGCCUGGUCACAGCAGCACAAACCUCUGACCAGACAGAACCAGAAGUAUCACCAAAAAAGUUCCAGGCAGAGAAAUUACCUGGCUUGCAAAAGGGUACAGAAAAUCUCAUGCCAUCACCUGCAAAGCCUGAUCUUCGACCCAGGACACCACCUCCACUUCGACCAGCACCACCCAAAGUAGUUGUGGACGGCAAAACUGUAACCCAUAACGAAGAGCUGACUGUAGAAAGCCUGCAGACUGAGAUCAAAGAGCUGAGGAUGGCUCUGGAGCUGCUGCAGACACGACAUGAGCGAGACAUGCAGGAAGUGAAAGAAGAACUGAAGGAAGAGAGAAACAAACGGCUGGCACUGCAGGAAGAAGUAAACGAUCUGAAGAAGAAACAUUAAUUACAAACACACACUGUGACUGGGCUGGCUGUCUGACAUGGUCCCAUGCAGGCCCUUGAACUGCGAAUUUAAACAAGAUGAACAUUUUUUUUGACAUGGAAUCAAACUGAGGAGGGAGAAGACUAAGCAAGCUCUCCCACUGAAGACACACAAACGAGGGCUACAUUAGACACAGGAUCUAGCUAUUCCUGAGCUAGAUCAAGGAAACUGGAUCCUUCAAAAGACUUUUACAAUGAUGUACUGUUAAAGUUUUACAUAUUCUAAUGCUGGAAAUUACAAAUUUUGGUAAUCAGUUGACUAUGCUUGGUAGCAAAUUCAUGUUUUGCAUAUUUCAACUGUCACAGUUCCUGUUAUUCAUCAUAGGUUUUACUGAACUUUUAACAUUUACAUAAUUGAUGCCUCAGCUAAAUAUGUAAUAUAUAUGUUGCUGUACAUAGGAGAAAAUACUGUGAUGUCUUUUUCAGAAAACUUUAAGAUAAUUUUUAAGUCAUCUACCAGAAUAUUAAUAUCUGAAAUGCUACUGUCAAAAACUGACAUGCAGGUAAUUUUUUAUACCAGAAUGUAAUAAUGCAUUAAUCCACUGGGGGGCACUGUAUGUCUAGUAUUCUACAUAAAGAGAAGUUUUCAA
Molecule: messenger RNA, 2368 nt
Organism: Thunnus maccoyii (southern bluefin tuna)
Lineage: Eukaryota; Metazoa; Chordata; Actinopteri; Scombriformes; Scombridae
Gene: mnmip1
Product: SH3 domain containing 21
Exons: 17
Coding region: 268-1740 (490 amino acids)
Molecular function (GO): protein binding
Source: RefSeq, a predicted model, not a curated record